Myxocyprinus asiaticus (Chinese sucker) is the source of this 1273-nucleotide messenger RNA. It is a transcript of the gene fkbp14, whose product is annotated as FKBP prolyl isomerase 14. The record is from RefSeq and is a predicted model, not a curated record. Lineage: Eukaryota; Metazoa; Chordata; Actinopteri; Cypriniformes; Catostomidae. Gene Ontology annotation, molecular function: calcium ion binding; peptidyl-prolyl cis-trans isomerase activity. The coding region runs from base 158 to 793 and encodes 211 amino acids. The transcript is spliced from 4 exons.
UUGACCCCACAUAGGAAUUUUGCUUGCCACGUAGUCGCGCUGUUCAAUUCUGCUGGUUGUUUGGGACUUUGCUUAAUUUUUUCAGCCUUGAGUGCUACAGGAAAUAUCGGCUGAACCGAUGUUAUAGGUUGUCAAAAGCUUAUUUUUGUAUUCUAAGAUGAUUCUUGAGUUGUGGACAUGCAUUUUCUCUGCAUUCUUCUUUUAUGUGCAUGGAGCAAAACUUCCGGAGCCAGAGGUGAAAAUAGAAGUUUUAUACAAACCAUUCCUAUGUCAUCGAAAGUCCAAAUACGGGGAUAUUCUUCUGGUUCACUACGACGGGUUUCUGGAGAGUAAUGGCACAAUGUUUCAUUCCAGCCGUCAUCAAGGAGAUAAAAAUCCUGUCUGGUUCACAUUGGGGAUCCGUGAGGUGAUCAAGGGAUGGGACAAGGGUCUUCAAGGCAUGUGUGCAGGGGAGAGGAGGAAACUGACCAUCCCUCCAGCUCUUGCAUAUGGCAAAGAGGGCAAAGGUAAAAUUCCUCCAGAGAGCACUCUGAUCUUUGACAUUGAGAUCAUGGAGAUCCGAAAUGGGCCCAGAUCACAUGAGUCCUUUCAGGAAAUGGACCUGAAUGAUGACUGGAAACUCUCCAAAUCAGAGGUAAAAGAGUAUCUGCGUAAAGAGUUUGAAAGACACGGAUACCCUGCCAAUGAUACUCAUCAUGAAGUGAUGGUUGAGGACAUCUUUCAGAAGGAGGAUGAAGAUAAGGAUGGAUUUAUAUCAGCUCGAGAAUUCACCUAUAAACACGAUGAACUGUAAAUUCUACACACUCCUACAAAAUUAAGCAAUUUUUACCCCUUUAAGAGAUUCUCAUUUACCUUCAGAGGUUUACAGCUUGUCAUUUCACACCAUGCAGUAUGUGAAAAGACUGUUACAGUAAAUGUAAACAGGUCAUGUCUGUAAUUUAUUCUAGUUUUUAAAAAUCUGUACUCAGGAGGUUGUAUGUUUGGAAUUUUUUGUAGUAUUUGAGGAUUGUAAGAAAUGGUUGUCUUUAAAUGCAGUGUGACAUUCUGCAGCUCAAGGAGAAUGUUUUUUUCCCAAAGUGCCUUUUGACUGAAAUAUGUAUCAAUGCUAUAAGAACAUUUCAGUGAAUUGUUUUAGCAUGUCUGUGUUACUUAUUGCAGAGCCAAAUGGUUUAUUUAAUUAUGUUUACAAUAUUUAGAACAUUUUUAGUCAAUUUGCCUGGAGUGGUCUGUAGUAAUGUCAAGUGAAUAAACUAGAAAACUGUUGAAUAAAGUA